AGGCGAGAACGGAUGUAAGGUGACGACAGAAAUUGCCAUGCCGCGACGAGCCAUGGUGCGUACUGUCCACGCGCUUUUGAAAUUCCCCGCCACCUCCUUCUCUCCUGCUUCGUCUCCCAGUCCCGGACAUAGCCCGGUACGUCUCUGACCGCUUAAACCCCACUCCCCAGUCUCGGCUAUACGGCCAUUAGAAGGAGACAGAGUAUCCAGUCGCUUCCGAGCUCUCGAUGAUAAGUAAAAGAUCACUUGCAGUGGCCGGCUGCGUCGAAUCAGCUCCGUCGAUGGUGCCUCUGCUUCUUUCUUCCGGGAGAAGCUUCUGAGAAAUUUGAGCUACUGCGGCAAUACCAUUUCGCCCUCACUCCCUGCACUAACAGCUUUUAAUUGCAGUAACUUUUAAGCUAUGUAAGUGGAUUUGUCUUUGUCAACAUGGCUGAUUCAUCAAGAGAGGAUGUUGGAAACACGCUUCGGAUACUUGUCGCAACAGACAUUCAUCUGGGCUAUAUGGAGAAAGAUGAAGUGAGGCGUCAUGAUUCUUUCCAGGCGUUCGAGGAGAUCUGUUCAAUAGCACAGAAAAAGCAGGUGGACUUUUUACUCCUGGGUGGUGAUCUUUUCCAUGAGAAUAAGCCAUCAAGGUCGACACUGGUAAAGACUAUUGAGAUUCUUCGUCGGUAUUGCCUCAAUGAUCAUCCAGUUCAAUUCCAGGUUGUUAGUGACCAGACGAUGAACUUUCAAAACAUAUUUGGUCAUGUAAAUUAUGAAGACCCUCACUUCAAUGUUGGCUUGCCGGUAUUCAGUAUUCAUGGAAAUCAUGAUGACCCUGCUGGAGUGGACAACCUUUCUGCAAUUGACAUUCUGUCUGCCUGCAAUCUUGUGAACUACUUCGGUAAAAUGGUUCUUGGUGGUUCGGGCGUCGGGCAGAUUACUCUUUGCCCUAUCCUUAUCAGGAAGGGUUCAACAGCUGUAGCCCUGUAUGGUCUCGGGAACAUCAGAGAUGAACGUCUCAAUAGAAUGUUUCAGACACCUCAUGCUGUACAAUGGAUGCGUCCUGAAGCUCAAGAAGGCUGUCAAGUGUCAGAUUGGUUUAACAUUCUUGUUCUUCAUCAGAACAGGGUGAAAACAAAUCCUAAGAAUGCAAUAAAUGAGCAUUUCUUGCCGCGCUUCUUGGAUUUCAUAGUUUGGGGCCAUGAGCAUGAAUGUCUUGUUGACCCACAGGAAGUCCCUGGGAUGGGCUUUCACAUCACACAACCAGGUUCAUCUAUUGCCACAUCAUUGAUUGAUGGAGAAUCUAAGCCAAAGCAUGUCCUUCUUUUAGAAAUUAAGGGCAAUCAAUAUCGGCCCACCAAGGUUCCGUUGAUGUCGAUAAGGCCUUUCGAAUACACUGAGGUUGUGUUGAAGGAUGUAGCAGACAUUGAUCCCAAUGAUCAGAACUCUAUUCUUGAUCACUUAGACAAAGUGGUUAGAAAUCUGAUUGAAAAGUCAAGCAAGACAAACGGGAAUAGGUCAGAGCCGAAGCUUCCAUUAAUUCGGAUAAAGGUAGAUUACUCUGGAUUUAUGACAAUAAAUCCUCAGAGAUUUGGACAGAAGUAUGUAGGCAAGGUGGCAAACCCUCAAGACAUUCUAAUAUUCUCAAAGGCUUCUAGAAAGACUCGCAGUGAAGCUAAGAUUGAUGAACCUGAACGGCUUCGCCCGGAAGAGUUAAAUCAACAAAACAUUGAGGCACUGGUUGCAGAGAACAAUCUGAAAAUGGAGAUCCUUCCGGUCAAUGAUUUGGACAACGCUUUGCAUGAUUUUGUGAACAAGGAUGAUAAAAUGGCAUUCUUUUCUUGUGUCCGGCAAAAUCUUGUGGAAACUCGUAACAAAAUUGCUCGGGACUCAGAUGUGAUGAAGUGCGAAGAGGAGGAUUUAAUUCUUAAAGUUGGAGAAAGCUUGGAGGAACGUGUCAAGGAAAGGUCUCUGCGCUCCAGUGAUACCCCACUUGGCGCAUCAAUUGAACAACAGUCUUCAGGGGCCACGAGAAAUAGAGGCACCGCGGGGGCUGCAAGUGCUGUUUCCUUCAGCGAUGAUGAGGACAUAGCGGAGAUAUCUGCCUCAAAAUCAGUCACCAGAGGCAGGAAAGGAUCGGCAGCGGCUGCUACCACUCGGUCUUAUCGCGGUGCUGCAGAACCUUCAAAAGGCAAAACAUCCACAAGAGGAAGAGGUAGGGGCAGAGGAUCGGCUAACUUGAAGCAGACAACCCUUGAUUCCGCCUUGGGGUUUCGCCAUACUGAUAGCUUAUCUGCAAGAGCUGCUGCUGGUAGUCUUGCUGAUGCCACGGAGAACAUGGAUUCUGUUUCUAGUGAAGAAACAGGGAGAAAUUCGAUUAAUGAUGUCGAGGAUAGCUCGGAAGGUGAUGAGACUCCUCGAGGAAAAGGGUGCAAACGAGCUGCUCCAAGAGGGAGAGGCAGAGGCAGAGGCACGACAGCAUCUUCCAAGCGGGGUCGGAAAUCAGAUAAUUCUUCUGUUCAUAGACUACUUAUGACUCAUGAUGACGACGACGACGACGAAGAUGGCGGAACAAAGAAAUUGAACAAGUCUCAAACUCGGGUAACAAGGAAUUAUGGUGCACUGAGAAGGUGAACGCUCACCUGUCUCCUCGCUUCUUUGCUUGCUCCUAUCAGCUCUCUGUGAUCGGAACGAACUGUCUGUUCAACUAAUUCCCAAUCCUUUUUUUCUUAUAUAUAGUUUAAUUAGUUAGGUGAUGAGACAGCCAUGUUUGUUUGAGGGUUCUGAAAUCUAUGAAUUUUGGAGGCAUUGCUGUAAUUUUUCGUUGAGCAUCGGGUCGGUACCCGACUAUCCAUUAGUAAUGAUAAAAUCUGUCGUUAUGUAUAGAGAAAAAAAGCAAGAUUCAUGAUGGAGCAGCAUCGUUCACCCAUAGCUCCAAAAAAAAAAAAAAAAAAUUCUUGUCAUGUACUCAUCAAAAUUAUUCUAUUUCUACCGAAAAAAAUUAUUCUAUUUCUCUGUUACUGAUGGAAAGAUGAUUUAAUUUGAGGGAAAACUUGAAAUUAGACUGCCGGUUUGAUCUUAAGGGGGUUCAGCCCAAUAGUAAUAUGAUAGAGGGCCUGGCCCAGUAUGACUUCAUAAACUUGACACGGCCCAAUUCCUGAAAAGGGGCCAGCCGCAGCGCUUGCCGCCAUAAGGAGUUGGGUACCGUACCUCUCCUUCUUCCGUUGCCCGCUGCUGCAAUAGCAAAACAAGCGAAGGUAGGGUUCCUCUCGGUAGCUUCACUCUGCGGCCAUGGCGAAGAACAGAAGCAAGAAGAAGCGAAGCGAUGACGUCUCGAUGGACAUAUCCGAACCAACCGUCUCCUAUGGCGCCCAACCUAUGGACACUUCGGAAUUCGGAGCUAAUUCUUCAGCCGCCGGUUCUUUAAACAGGAAAGUGAAGAAAGGAAGGCCAAUGAAAAGAUCAAAGAAUGCAAGGAAGAUGAAGGCCGUAGCUAAAGCCAUCUCCCAGAAUGAGAAGGUCGCAGAGAAGGUCUCCAAGAAUGAGGGUAAAUCAGUGAGAACCCAGUCUGCAAAAACACUCUACGACUGAAGUUCGAGUACAUAGUGUGCUUUCGUUAUGACUUUGCUGCUUAAUCAGAAACCUGGUUUUUGGUAUCUUUACUAUCCUUCAUAGGUUAGCUCUCAAUUCCACCUGUUGUUCCAUAGUUCUCGAAGAAGAGCACCGGCAGUCGUUUUAGUUAAGUUAUAUAUCUUGUUACAGAUUAUCACUGAGGUCGCUGAUUUGUGGGAGUAAAUGAUUAUUUGUCACAGUGGUUCAAUCCA
This is a messenger RNA of Punica granatum (pomegranate), 3806 nucleotides long. NCBI's taxonomy places the organism in Eukaryota, Viridiplantae, Streptophyta, Magnoliopsida, Myrtales, Lythraceae. The record is from RefSeq and is a predicted model, not a curated record.